Styela clava is the source of this 1551-nucleotide messenger RNA. The record is from RefSeq and is a predicted model, not a curated record. Lineage: Eukaryota; Metazoa; Chordata; Ascidiacea; Stolidobranchia; Styelidae.
GAAGCCGUCGACAUGGUCGUAGAAGAUUCGUCCAACAUGAUAAAAACCGUUUUAGAAUCUUCAAUAUCUGUUUCCCCUCCUAAAACAAAGGGCGGCGCAUGUUUUCAUACAGACAAAAACUCGAUACUGAACAACAGCCUUUCGCCAAAAGCUUUUCGCAAAUUAGCUGCGUCAACGCUCCAAAUUUUGGAAAGUGUGGGACCGCCGAGACAUCAAAGAUCAAACCUAUUUUUCCGUGAUGACGUAAGUGAGCAAGAAAAUCCUACACGUCUAAACGUUUUCAUGAAAAUCCCGAGGGAUCUACAUUUUAAAACACACAUGUCCGAUUUCAUUCGCAUUCCAGCAGAGAACGUGGAGAUAUUUUCAGAUACCAUGUCGUAUUUGGAUGGCAUUACGAAAACAGUAGCAGGAGAUGUGUCAAUGCUUGCAAGCGGCGAAUUAAACAUUCUGUCCGUCGAUUUGAAACAAAAAGAAAAUAGAACUGCACAUCGAACGUUGGAGUACUCGGAUGAUCUACUAAUAUUACGUAGAGGACAGCCGUUUGAUAUAGAACUUGAAUUGAGUCAAAACUUUGAAGAGAAUCACCAUAAUAUAGUGGUAGAAUUAUUAAUUGGUAACUCUCCGCGAGUCAGCAAUUGUACCCAUCUCUUUCUUCCCGUGAAACGUUCCAAUAUAAUUAAAUCAGAGCAAUGCAUCACAUCAAACAGUGGUGGAUGGUAUACAAGGCUUGUGGAGAGUUGCGGAAAACUUGUAAAAAUCGCCAUUACGCCACCUUUUGUGUGUGCUAUAGGAUCUUACAGCCUAUGUUUUCGGAUUCAAAAAGACGACACUGAGUCUCGUUGGAACUGUGGGACGGAGAAUUGCCAAAGUUUUAAAGUGCUGUUUAAUCCGUGGUGUAUUGAUGAUGCUGUGUUCAUGAGUAGUCAGUCUGAUCGGACUGAGUACGUUACAACUGACUCAGGAUGCAUAUAUUCCGGAAACGAAUCCAGUUUGAUUCCGAUCCCAUGUGUAUUUGGACAGCACGAGAUGGGUGUUUUAGAAGCCUGUAUUGAAUUGUUAGACUCUUGCAACCUACCCACUGCAAAGAAAGGUGAUCCAGUUUCUGUGACAAGAGCUAUUUGUCGACGAAUUGCAAAUAUAAUUAACACAACACCAACGAAAAUGACACAAUCCCAUUACGGUGGCGUUUUCAAUACUUUGCGCAAUUUUAUGAAGAUUGGAAUGUUAGAUAUUCCGGACAACCUAAAUUCUACUGCUAUAUUGGUUACUGUUUUCCGAUGUCUUGGAUUACCAUCACGCUCAGUUACAGGGAUCAAUUGCGCAGUAGAAACUGAUCUACCCAUGACGGUUAAUGUUCAUUACAACGACGAAGGGUAUUCAUUGGAUUAUCUUAACAACGAUAAAAUUUGGCCAAGUGUAUCCUGGGUUGGUGUGUGGAUGAGCAGGGUAGAUCUACCUCCAGGAUUUGGCAAGCAUAUUAUGUCCGUAUAUCGUAUAAAGAAAGGCCAGACGUAUUGUUGUGAAGGAACUCAAGAACAUUUUUUACAUUAA